This is a messenger RNA of Didymella exigua CBS 183.55, 692 nucleotides long. RefSeq lists its product as uncharacterized. The transcript has 4 exons. NCBI's taxonomy places the organism in Eukaryota, Fungi, Ascomycota, Dothideomycetes, Pleosporales, Didymellaceae. The coding region runs from base 154 to 558 and encodes 134 amino acids. The record is from RefSeq and is a predicted model, not a curated record.
CCAGAACCCCUUUGCGCUUACAAGGACCCACCACCUUCUCCCCAGCUCUAUUCGUCGCUCGUUGAUACCGCACUCCAGCAUCUCGACCCCUCAACACAUAUAAGUAAGCUUCCGUCUUCGCACCUUCCUCGUGCUUCGUCAUCGACAACGACCAUGGCCAUCCAAUGGAAGGAAUCUGGUGCGAAGGAUCGUCUGCUCGCCGCUGUUAUCGCUGUGUCUUCCAACCUUGACAUGAACGAGGUCGCUCGUCUCUUCGGCCAGGGCGCCACCUACGACGCCGUUGAAGGUCAACUGCGCAAGGCUAAGAAGGCAGCCGCCGCUCUAAAGGAGGAGGCUACCGGUCGCACUGGCCCAGCCAACACUCCCUCUAGGGCCAAGAAGACUAAGAAUGUUAACGACAGUCCCGUCAAGACCUCAGUCGUCAAGGGCGCGCGCGUCUCCAAGCCUAAGAAGGCGACGACACCCAAUAUUAAGGCUGAGCUCCUUCACGAGGACUCUAUGCUCUUCGACGCAGUAAUCAAUGUGGCUGACAGCGCCGAAACUGAGGAUGAGGUCUGAGAUUGAUAGCAGCUCGUCUUCUCAGAGACGAUUGCAACUGUAUUAGCUUGGCGAAUUUGAAUACCUUGACAAUGAUCAUUUUAUAAGUUUCCACACCGGGUCUCACAAGACGGUUGGGUAGAUAUUGUUGCGGU